AAUUAUUGCAAACCGAUAAAAUUUGCAAAAAAGAACAACUAAAGGUACCAUGCACCAGGACUGGUAUAUAAAUGCUUGCAAUUAGCGAGUAGAUGCAACAGUUUGUUUAACGUUCACCAACGUAGCGACACAAGAAGAACCUUUACUCUAGCAACAUGGAUUUCAACACCGCCUGCGAAAAAGCCAAAGCUUUCACCAAGAAGCCAACCGAUGCUGAAUUCUUGGAAUUCUACGGUCUCUUCAAGCAAGCCACCGUUGGUGAUGUUAACAUUCCAGCUCCCAGCGCCAUUGACUUGAAGGCCAAGGCUAAAUUCGACGCAUGGAACAAGCACAAGGGUCUGUCCCAGGAUGCCGCCAAGGCCGCCUACGUUGCCACUUAUGAGAAAUACGCACCCAAAUACGCUUAAAUUAUAUACGGUUUAGGCAAAUCAAAUUAGUUAUUCUCUCUUUUUAAUGGAAUAUGUUAAAUAAAUGAACUGCUAAUUGAAACAAA
Zeugodacus cucurbitae (melon fly) is the source of this 493-nucleotide messenger RNA. RefSeq names its product acyl-CoA-binding protein-like. The record is from RefSeq and is a predicted model, not a curated record. Gene Ontology annotation, molecular function: long-chain fatty acyl-CoA binding. Gene Ontology annotation, biological process: fatty acid metabolic process. The transcript is spliced from 2 exons. NCBI's taxonomy places the organism in Eukaryota, Metazoa, Arthropoda, Insecta, Diptera, Tephritidae. Bases 156 to 407 code for a protein of 83 amino acids.